UGUUAAUCUCACAGUAAGCAACGCCUCAGCCUUUUGUGUCGCCUGCAGCCCUCAUCGCCUCUCUGAAUCACUUCUGAAUCGCCCUCGGCUGAGCCACUGGAGGAUCUCAGCAUCAUGGCUGCUACCGGAACAUUUCGUAUGGUGUCUGAGGAGGAGCAAGCAUUACGUGCUAAGCUCGAGCAUCUGACUGUUAAGGACCACGGCCCGGUGUACGGACCCUGUAAGAAAGUGCCAGAUCACACAAAACAGAAGGCUAAAGAUGAACUGAAUGAAACAGAGGAGAGGAAAGUGUCUUCUAUAAAGGAAUUGAGGGCCAUGAUGAAAGAAAAGGCAAGCGAAGGGGACGAUCUUGCCAAAGCUGUGCAAGAAAAAUUUGGGGACAGACCGGAUUCCCUUCUGCUGAGAUUCAUACGCGCUCGCAAGUUUGACGUGACAAGAGCACAUGAGCUUAUGAAAGGUUAUGUACGUUUUAGACGAGACUAUCCGGAGUUGUUUGAGAAUUUAACCCCGGAGGCCGUGCGUAGUACCAUUGAAGCCGGUUACCCACGAAUCCUCUCCACCAGGGACAAGUACGGCCGAGUGGUGCUGCUCUUCAACAUUGAGAACUGGGAUCUAGAGGAGAUCACUUUUGAUGAAACUCUGCGUGCCUACUGCAUAAUCCUCGAGAAACUUUUAGAAAACGAAGAGACCCAAAUCAACGGCUUUGUCCUCAUCGAGAACUUCAAGGGCUUCACGAUGCAGCAUGCGUCUGGCAUCAAACACACCGAGCUGAAGAAGAUGGUGGACAUGUUACAGGACUCUUUCCCGGCCCGAUUCAAGGCGGUGCACGUGAUCCACCAGCCCUGGUACUUCACAACCACCUAUAACGUGGUGAAGCCCUUCAUGAAGAGCAAACUGCUGGAGAGGGUUUUUGUUCACGGUGACGAGCUGGGUGGCUACUUCAGGGACUUUGGUGCUGAAAUCCUUCCCCCGGAUUUUGACGGGACGGGUCCCAGCUGUGACGGCAAGGAGACUGCGAUCAAGCUGUUUGGCUCUGAAGAUACAGCCCUUUAAAUGACCCAAGCCAAUACUACAACACUGGGACAGACACCAUUUUUUUUUUAAAUAUAUAAUUAAAAUGUUUUAUAGACACCACACUCUAAGAAGAAAAGGUUCUAUAUAGGAUUCUGUCAGGCACUUCAUCUAUAGAAACUUUUUAUGGAAUUAAUUUUGUUUUAAUUCAUUUUUUAUUUUAAUUACAUUUUAUGAAUUAAGCAGCUCGUGAAACAUACUUUAUCACUAGAAACAUUAGAAAUAACCUGAAAGUAAUAUGUAAUAAUUUAAGACAUUUCUCCUUGUUUAGAACCUUUUUGCCAUGAAAGGUUCAUUAAAAUUGAGUCAAGAACUCUAGGGUUCUAUAUAGAACCCUUAAUGAACCGUUUUUUCUAAGAGUGUAUGUAGGAAAUUAUUACAAUUGUAUAGUUUAACACUUUUAACCACUGUAUUACAAAAAACGUAUAAGAAGCUGCUCCUGUUAAAGGGAUAGUUCCCCCAAAAAUGAAUCAUCAUUUAUUCACCCUCAAGUUAAUCCAAACCUGUAUGAAUUUCUUUCUUCUGCUGAACAAAAAAGAAGAUAUUUUGAAGAAUGCUUGUAACCAAACAGUUGUAGGCCACCAUUGACUUCCAUGGUAUUUUAUUUUUUUUUUCAAUACUAUUUAAGUCUAUGGGGUCCAUCAACUGUUUGGUUAUCAAUAUUCUUCAAAAUAUCUUCUGUGAUCAGCAGAAGAAAGAAAUUCAUACAGGUUUGGAACAACUUGAGGGUGUGUAAAUGAUGACAGAAUUUUCAUUUUUUGGGUGAACUAUCCCUUUAACAGAUGUACAGUACUGUAGGGAUGAAAUAUUAUACAUCUCACUGGCCAAUACCUGAAAUGUUCGACUUAUUUGACAUUUGUUUUAAACAUAAAGAAACUUCGCUGAAGUGUCUUUUAUUCUUUGACUUGAAAACGGUGGCCUGAAGUUAAUCAAAAGAAAGUUUUGUACUGGUUGUGUGUUAAAAAUAAGUGUUACAAUUAGAGAAUCAAAUACAUGAUUACAAGCCUUGACCUUACGGUUGUUACUUUGUUGUUUUAGAAUGAAUGGCUUGUAUCAAGUAGAUGUAAUGUUGUGGCUGUCGUUUUUAAAUCAUGUUGGUUCUUUUAGAUCCAGAUCUUUAGCUUGUGUCAAGUGUAAUUGACAUUUUCAAAAAUAAAUAAAUAAAAAUUUUCAAUAAAAUGGGCAAAAAUAUUAAUUUUUUACAUUUGGUGUCCGAAUAAAGGGCCCUUACAAAACAAAUACACAUCUGUAAACUACUAGUGUAAUGCUAAUAAUAAAAAUAAUAUUAUUUUUGGAAAUAAAUUAACACUUUUAUUCAGCAAGGAUGCAUUAAAUUGAUGUCACAAAAGUGUCACAUUUAUAAUGUUAUAAAAUCCUGAACUGUAUUAUGGUUUAAAUAUUAAGCAGCCCAACUGUUUUCAACAAUGAUAAUAAUCAGAAAUGUUUUUUGAGAAGCAAAUCAUCAUAUUAGAAUGAUUUCUGAAGGAUCAUGUGACACUGAAGACUGGAGUAAUGACGCUGAAAAUUCAGAUAUAUAUUCAAACAGAAAACAGUAAUUUAAAAUUGAAAUAAUAAAUUAAAAUAUAGCUGCAAGCAGCGAUGACGGGGCCAAGCCCCGGUGCCACCAAUACCCCAGUGGCUUAAGGAAACCUGUGCAUGGAGGGCAACAUACAAACUUAAUUUGAAUCAAACAAUGAUUUUACACAAUAUAAGACACUUCCUGUUUCCCUUUUUUGUCAUUACUUUAAUCCCUUGCCAUGGAAACACUGUUCGAGACAUCCUAUAAUCUUUCGCAAUUUAGCAUUUUCAGUGUCUUUGUUUCAUGUUGACCGAGUUUGGUGGCGAUUGCAUAAAGCCCCUACGAUGAGUACUUAAAAACACAGAAACUCUGUUUUUUAAACAAGAAAAUAAUUUAUUUCUGGAACACAAUAACCAUUCUUGUAAUAAUAAAUUAUUCAAUCACACACCAUUGUUUUUUCAAAUCAAAACCACACCAGUGAUUGAGAUAUUAUGCUGCAUGGGGUUUUGAAGUCGUGAAAAAUGACACGUUCAAAAAUCAGCCAUCAAACACAAACUGUAAUGAGAAUGUGGGUCAAAAUAGUAGGAAAAUUUAGUGAUCUUCAGUGAAAUAAUCCCUUACAAGUGAGAUUACAGUGGGCAGUGUCAAUCUGAAAGCUUUAAUACUCUACUCUAUAUUCUGCAAAUAGCAAAUAGUUUUUUUUUUAUUAUAUAUAUAUGGCCUUUCACUUUCCUUUUAUAAUUCCCAUUUGUGACUGCAGCAUGAAUACAUUUUCUCUAAACUCCAUUUGACACAAUAAGCUAAUUAUCUCGGUUUGGCGUGGAGAAAAAGAGAAAAUAAUUCAGAGCGUUAUUGCUGAUCGUCAAACAAAUUAAUGUUUCCUGGUUUCCAUAAACAAAUCACUAUAUUUCAACUAAAAACAUUUAUAUUUUUACCUGCCAAUGCAAGUUUGUUGGUAGUUUUCAUAAGCAGACGUGGUGAUAUGACACAAACAUUAACAUUAACAAUCAUACUUUUGUACAUAAAAAUAACAAUAUUGAAAUUAAUGUAAAA
Molecule: messenger RNA, 3643 nt
Organism: Ctenopharyngodon idella (grass carp)
Lineage: Eukaryota; Metazoa; Chordata; Actinopteri; Cypriniformes; Xenocyprididae
Gene: rlbp1a
Product: retinaldehyde binding protein 1a
Exons: 8
Coding region: 115-1053 (312 amino acids)
Cellular component (GO): membrane
Molecular function (GO): phosphatidylinositol bisphosphate binding
Source: RefSeq, a predicted model, not a curated record